This is a messenger RNA of Apodemus sylvaticus (European woodmouse), 711 nucleotides long. It is a transcript of the gene Svbp, whose product is annotated as small vasohibin binding protein. Bases 98 to 403 code for a protein of 101 amino acids. Gene Ontology annotation, cellular component: apical part of cell. Gene Ontology annotation, biological process: protein secretion; negative regulation of protein ubiquitination. NCBI's taxonomy places the organism in Eukaryota, Metazoa, Chordata, Mammalia, Rodentia, Muridae. The transcript has 3 exons. The record is from RefSeq and is a predicted model, not a curated record.
UGAGACCCGGCCCUACCGUACGCCCCCGGGUUGGAGCUGCUUUCUCGGGCCUUCCCAUCUGCUGCUCACCCGGGGUUGAUAGGGAAAAGACCAGAAAAUGACUGCUGUCCCAUUGUGCGGGAAACUGAGACUCAGAAGUGAGACUCGACUAGGACCGCACAGCAAGGUCAGAGCUGACCAAGAAGCAUUCAGAAACCAAACCAUGGAUCCACCUGCCCGGAAAGAAAAAUCCAAAGUUAAAGAACCUGCCUUCAGAGUGGAGAAGGCUAAACAGAAAUCUGCCCAGCAGGAGCUGAAGCAAAGACAAAGAGCAGAGAUCUACGCUCUCAACAGAGUUAUGACGGAGCUGGAGCAGCAGCAGUUUGAUGAGUUCUGUAAGCAGAUGCAGCCGCCUGGGGAGUGAGCCAGCCACAUCCCAGUCAGGGGGACUGGCGCCUUUGUCUGUGAGCCCAUUCCCACAUUAGCUGAGCCGGCCCACGGGAGCCUCACGGAACUAAUCAGGACUUGUGGAGACCUCUGCACUGAACUCCCAUAGGUAACUUCCACCAUACUGGUUUCUACUCUCAGAACUGCCCCAGGGCUUGCUGGGUAGACUUUUCACCUAGGACAGUGGAUUUUUCAAAAAGACCUUUUUUCUAUUGUUUGCGAAAAAAUCAUUGUUUCUUGUAAAACUGUGUGUCUUCCCUAAAAAUAAUAAAAUACAAAAAUGUU